AAGUAACAACUGAUUAAGUUAACUACAUUACGAAACAUUUGGUUGUAAUAAUGAAGACAUAAGUCAUAAAUUUGUGUAUUUUGGUUAUUUAUUGUCAACUAUAUACAUGUAUAGACAUUAUAUUUCUAUAGACUUAUUUCUGUUUUGUACGGAACAUUAACAUUAAAUUGGUACCGGAGUUUUAAAAGGGCUACCAAGACAUACGCGAUAAUUUGGAAAUACUAAAUCAGAUAUUAGUCCGAGUUUCAACGUAUUACAGCAGCCAUGAAGUGUUUUCUAUCAACAAGUGUGAUUUUAUUGUUAAGUUUAGAUUGUGUUGGCGCUAUAGUAUACUUCUUCAUGGAAGACAACUGUAAUGGCGUUGUGGACAUCUCUUACAUAGAUCAAAUACGACUGCAGCUAACUCGACACAGUUCAUACAGGGCAAAUAUGAACUGUAAACUACUUAUUACUGCCAACACAACGGACCGUUUGAUGCUUUUCUUCAAGGACUUUGAUGUCGAAACAAGUGCUUCAUGUAACCUUGAUUAUCUUGAAGUUCAUGAUGGCAACAGUAUUAACUCACCGUUUGUACCAGGACUAUCAAAAAGGCAGUGUGGAAGUUACAUGAGUAGCUCUGUAAGCAAAACAAGCGGCAAUAAGCUUUUCCUCUACUUUCAAAGUAGUAGUGUUCGGCAGGAGAGAGGGUUUGACAUGAUCAUCACUCAGUAUCAUACCGGUAAAUGUCACGAGAAUGAGUUCUCGUGCAGUAAUGGACGCUGCGUCUCUUCCAGUUUGGUUUGUAACGGGUACGAUCCAUGCGGGGAUUAUUCUGACUGUACCAGUGAGCUUGCCACCGGAGUCAUUAUUGGCAUUGCCGCCGGAUCCUUUUGUCUUUGUCAUCUGUGUUUUGUAUUUGAUAUUGAUUUACCGCCGACGACGACGCCAAAAUUACGAAUUGAUUGAAUAAAAUGACAGCCAACAGCAAGAUUUAUAUACUAAAUUGUACGUCUGGGUCUGCGGUUUCUGCAGCGGAUAUUCAUUUGACUCAAGUCCGAUACAAAAUCCAAGAUGGCGUCCAUGAUGGCUGCUAAAAGCGCCGAUCAUCUAGAAUAUUCAUGUUGGCUAUUUUUGUUUCCAUAUUAUUGUAUUUCAAAUAUAAAAACUGCACACAAGUUGUCAUUUAUAGCGUUUUAUUUUAUAAAACUUCAAUUUAAAAAAAAAUAUAUGUUUGUAAUUCAGCAGUAAGACACAUAAAGUGAGAGGCUCUACAUAAGGAGUUUUUAAAUGUACUGAUUUGUGCAAUCGAUUAUUUUACUCUAUUCUUGUGUUUGUAUCAAAUUAUAAUUUCUUGUAACAGAUACGCAUAACUUACCAGAAAGAUGGUUAUUGCCUCUGGUUAUUUGAAUAAAUCAUACCCACCCACUGUUUCUUUGUAGCUACAGAUUGUACGGAAUGACAUCAUUUACGUCAUACAAUUUAAUAUGAAAAGAUUGUUACCGAUGUACGAUUUUAUGAAUUUCCAAACAUGUUUUACCAAUGAAAUAAUAUACAUCAUACGUUGUAAGGUCACCUAAUGAUUUGAACUGUGUACAAACAUACGUUGGGGAUUUAGCCU
Ruditapes philippinarum (Manila clam) is the source of this 1597-nucleotide messenger RNA. RefSeq names its product low-density lipoprotein receptor-related protein 12-like. The coding region runs from base 265 to 945 and encodes 226 amino acids. The record is from RefSeq and is a predicted model, not a curated record. Lineage: Eukaryota; Metazoa; Mollusca; Bivalvia; Venerida; Veneridae. Gene Ontology annotation, molecular function: protein binding. The transcript is spliced from 6 exons.